AACCAAGAGCCCGCGGUCUAAGUUCCUGCCGGAGCCUGAAACACAGCGAGCCAGUUCUUGGGCGCAUGCUCGCUGCAUGCUACCGCCCUCACCCGGCGCAGGUACGGGAGCGGCCCACAGCGCCAUCCUCCCAGCUCCGGGUGCCCCGCCCUCCGCGGCUUCAGAGAUUGUUGAACGGUGUCGGCCUCGAGUCCUGUCGACUUCGCGCCUCCCCCGCGACUCAGAGGCAGAGUGACCUUGGCCGUGGUACAACUGACCUAGGAACCAGAUGAGCAGAGACAUCUGCAUCCACACCUGGCCAUGCUCCUAUUAUUUAGAACUUGAGAAGCAAUGGGUCCCUGGAAAACUUUCAUUAACUUCUCUCUCACUAAAAUUUAUGACUGAUAAAACUAGAGAAAUUCUUGUCAACUUUCCCCUUUCUAGUAUAAUUGAGAUCAAGAAAGAAGCUUCUCAUUUUAUCUUCCGUUCUAUUACCAUCCUGGAAAAGGACCACAACAAGCACUGGUUCAGUUCCUUGCAGCCUAGUCGAAAUGUCGUUUUCAGCAUCAUCGAGCAUUUCUGGAGAGAGUUGCUGUUGUCCCAGUCAGGAGCUGCUGUUGAGGAAUCAUCCUCCCCCAUGACCAAGGGGAAGGAGUUGACUGGUCUGAUGGCCUGUACCCAGAAGCGUUUGGAAGACACAGCCAGAGUCCUCCACCAUCAGGGCGAGCAGCUUGACAGUAUCUCGAGAGGCCUGGACAAGAUGGAAUCUGACCUGGAUGUGGCUGACAGGUUGCUGACAGAACUGGAGUCUCCUUCUUGGUGGCCCUUUAGCUUCAAGCUUUGGAAGAUGCCAUCAGAAACAAAGCCCAAGUGGGACGCCUCAAUGGCUAGUUCCAAAGCUUUUGGAAAAGAAGGGAUAGUGAUCAAAAUUCCUGCUGUUAUUUCCCAAAAAAUAGAAUCUCAUGUUAAACCAGGAAGGCUCACUGUCCUUGUUUCUGGGUUGGAAAUCCACAACUCAGAUUCUUCGCUCAUGCACAGAUUUGAAAGAGAAGAAGUAGAUGACAUCAAGGUUCAUACACCUUAUGAAAUUAGCAUCCGCCAGCGGUUCAUUGGGAAGCCAGAUAUAGCUUAUCGUUUGAUAUCUGCCAAGAUGCCGGAGGUUAUCCCCAUUUUGGAAAUGCAAUUCAGCAAGAAGAUCGAGUUUUUAGAAGAUGCCUUGAUGCUCAGAAGCACUAGAACCUCUCCCCUAGCAGAGAAGGGCUACUCAGUCUGGCAUGCAGCAUCUGGGCUGAUGGACCAUGCCAUGCACUGUGAGCCCUCCUCAGGGAGCCAGGAAGGGAGGCCACUUCAGCUACAGACGAGCGAACCGUUAAUUUCCGAGGGGGACAGCCAGGAACUGAGACAGAUCCUGAGGAAACUAAAAGAUCUCGCGUUGGAUGCCGAAACAGAGCUGGAGAGACAGGAUGAGGCCUUGGAUGGCAUCACUGCAGCUGUGGACCGGACAACCUUAACCAUUGACAAGCAUAAUCGACGAGUGAAAAAACUGACCUAGAAGGACAAGAAAGCAUAGAGCAUCCAGGAAAGCUGUGGCCCGGCCCUCACUCCUCACCCACAAGGAGUAGACGCAUCGACCCACAGUUCUGGCUCUCCUUGCUGUCUGUAGGACUUCAGUAAGUUACUUCCCACCUUUGAAGAUUCAUUUCUGCACCUAUAACAUGUGGAUUCUGGAGAUCCACUAUCACAACCAGGCAGAGCCCCUGGCCCAGGCUUACUUCCUCUCUGUUUAUCUGUGAGACACCCCCACCCCUGAUGGCUGUGAGAUGUCCUCACACUGGCUUCAGGAGCUAGGAGAGAGUGAAGAAAGGGCUUUAUGAAGCCACUCCUGUUCCAGGAGGCUGUUAGUGCUGAGGGCCUGGGAGAAGUCCCCUUCCUCUCCUUCACACGUUUGAGGAAAUGGAAGGAGCACAGUGAAGCCAAUCUUGAGGGCUGCAGCUGUGGGGAAGAAACCCCCUCACCCUCUUGGCCUGGCGAGCGAGGUGACCAGGUGCCUUUGUCAUGUCAAAAAGAACCUCUUGCUAUGGUUCCAGCAGGCUAUUUUCAGGGUGACAGCCAGACCAGAACCUGCAGCGGGCCAGGGAGGUACAGCUGGGGACUUCCAAUGAAAAUGGCCAGCUGGACACCAGCCCCAUCCACAGAAAUGUUCCUAUUUGUUCCACAUGUUCGGCGUGUUUUUAGUUUAAUGGUUUCUAUUGUGGUGCAGUGUUUCCAGCAGUAAAGUCAGGGCAGACAGGAGGUAACUGUGGGCCCAGGAUCCCCACAUAGCGAGUAGGGCACUGCCCAGUUGCCAGUGAUCAGGGGUGUGAGUAAGGGUCUGAGAGGGGACAUCAUGGUUUGCUGCUGUUUGUGGGUGCAGCUCACGCCAACAGAAGGGCAGUGCAAAGGGAGAGGACAGCAGGAAGAGAUGCAGACCUGAGGGGUGAGGCCUCUUUGGAGCUCACUCUGCUCCAUGUGGGGUCCCUCAGCGCUCUGCAUGCUGUGGAUGGAUUGGCGAGACAGUGUUUCUGAUGGGGAGCUGGCUCUGCCUGAUUGGAGAGCAAGUCCAGAGCACCCUGCCCUCUGGGGCUUGAAUCUUGUCUGUUUGAAAGCAGGAUCCCCUUGAGUUUAGUUCCUUCCCACAGCAUUUCAGUGCAGUAGACAUCAAGCAUUUCUGACAGUCAUCGAGCACAGGUGGUGAGCUCCUAUCACUGGAGGUGUUCCAGGAACCAGGGCACUCUCAAACAGUGACUGUGCUUUUUUUGGAGAAACUGCCAUAGGGACCUGUCCAUCAUGUAACAUCAUGUAAUGCUGUGGUUCAAAAAUCCGCCUUCCUACCUGCUUGUUACAAGAGGGUCCCUAACUCAAACUGCUCGUGUUUGGGCCUGAGACAAGUCUGGCCCUCCCGGCCAGCACUGAGAUCAUCACUUUGUUCAACAAACACCCCUCAGCUUCUGGGAGGGAAGAGAGGCAGUCCCUGCCUUGGAAGGGCUCAGCAUCCAUGGAGAGAGGGGCCGAGGCCCAAAGCGGGGCAGAGAUCUUCUGAUAGCACCCAGAGCACUAGGAGGCGCCCUCUGAUUGAAACAGGACAGGGAGAACAAGCCAGGGCGUCUGAAGUUCUGGGUGAAGUUCUCAGUGCCGUUGACACAUCUUGUGAUGAAUCAACUGACUGCAUGGAGCAAAGCUCACCUGUCCAGUGCCUGGGAACCUUUCUGGAAAUUGCCAUGGAGUGAGUCUCUGGGAGACAGAGAUGCAGAUUCUCAAGGUGGCAGGCCCUCGGGACUACCGUCUUCUCUCUCCUCUUUGCACCAGGGCUGCAGGAACCCCGUGGGGAGGGGCCCACCUGUAGGAGGGUGCUUGGCAGAGGAAGCAGAGACAAGGCCCCAGUCUGUGUUCUCUGGUUUUGGCCCCCACUCCCCCUGGGGAGAUAGGGCAGGUGGCUGCAGCAUGCUGGUAUUCAGGGUGAGCCCUAAGCAGGCCCAGAGGUGAUACUGGAGCCCCCAUUAGGGUCUAGGUGCAUCAGCUAUACCCACGUGCAGCUGGGUUCCUCCACCCUUCCAGUGGGGCCUGCCAGGGGUGAAGUGGGCACAUUUAUACCCAUAAGGGCAUGCCUGGCACACAGUUGGCAUCAAACCCCAUUUAGGGUCAUGGCUACAUGAAGUCCAGUUGGAUGGCAUGGGGGAGGGCUCCUGAGGGGGUAUGCCACUGGGAAAAGCUAUUUUUAUUGCCCUAAACCUCAAGCCUCCAGCUUGGGUGUGUCUCUGAGCAGGGGAGUGGUGAGCAUAGUGUGGUGGGAGUGAGGAAGCAGAAAGCAGAAGGCCUGGGCAGUGUCCUGGGGAGAGGGAGGGGUGGGUGUUCCUAAGGCCCCUUCCUGUAAAGAAGAAGGCCCCAUUGCUUGGGACAAGAACAGUCCUGCAGGAGGGUGUCAGCGGUCCCUGUGGAAGGACUCCACACUUGGCACCCGCCUCUGACCAGUCUCUUAUUUUAGAAAGAGGGCCGGACAUUUUGUGCAUUUGUACGACUGAAGUUGCUGUGUGCUUGGCAUGACUAAAUCGCAGACUCUCACCAAAAGCAGAUGUUUAUCUCCAGAUGCCAUCCCAGCGAGCACAUGGCCUGAAUAAAUAAAUAAAUUACUCUGCAAUUUCAGAAGUAAAGCAUGCCUGUCAGUAUUGGCUUUCAGUAAUUUUCAAGGGAGAAAGUUCCAAAACAAAAGUCUGCUUGGAUUUGGAAAUGAUACCUCCUUCAAAGCUUAAUUCUUUCCUUAUGUUCAGAGUCUGAUAAAAAUGAGAUACAGAUUGAGGCCUGUUUUAAUACAGUCCUGCUAUCUGUAUAGUGCUAAAGGAUCAAGAUAAAAUUUUGUGCGGGAAGUAUUUUGCUCAUUCAUUUGUUGAGCACACUCACCUCUGAGUGUGGGCUUGCCUGGACCCCCGCCUCCGGACCCCUGGGAAGAUGUGAGAGUGAGCUUAUAGCCACAGCGAGGCAGAAGUGGGCUGGGCAGUGGUCAGAUGGCAGGGAAUUUGGACAUGGGCAGGGGGAGGGCAUCCAAGUGGAGGGGACAGGCGACGGAGGGGGCAGGGUGCAGCUG
This is a messenger RNA of Balaenoptera musculus (blue whale), 4597 nucleotides long. It is a transcript of the gene SNAP47, whose product is annotated as synaptosome associated protein 47. Gene Ontology annotation, molecular function: SNAP receptor activity; syntaxin binding. The transcript is spliced from 6 exons. Gene Ontology annotation, cellular component: SNARE complex; plasma membrane. The record is from RefSeq and is a predicted model, not a curated record. The coding region runs from base 269 to 1531 and encodes 420 amino acids. Gene Ontology annotation, biological process: synaptic vesicle fusion to presynaptic active zone membrane; synaptic vesicle priming; exocytosis. Lineage: Eukaryota; Metazoa; Chordata; Mammalia; Artiodactyla; Balaenopteridae.